UUAUUUAUCAAUAAAGUCAUUGAACCAGACACUGACUCUCUAGCCAAGACAAAUCGAAAAAACGAUUUUUUUAACCUUUUAUAAUUAGUUAGGUGAACUGGUAUGACAUCCCUUGUCGUUGACGUAAUAUUUAAAUAUUCAGAAAAAUCCAUUCACCUAAUGAGUUCGUCUUGUUUAUUAUUUUAUCAUCUAUCUGAACAGUAAAGGUGAUUUAAAUAUCAGACAACAUGGAUGUAGAUUACUCUCAAAAAAGAAAGACUUGGAUAUGAGAAAUUAGUUGCUUGCUUCCAAUUUCUUCUGUUGGUUUCAUCUACAAGCUUUGUUGUUCUUGUUCAAGCUCAGGAACAAUCACGUACGUAACUAAUAGUCUGGUUUGCGUUAACUCUUCGGAUAUUGAAUAUGUGUUCAGCAAGUCCGUCGUCGUUGUUCCCGGAAGACCUUACAGUGAAACCUAUUGUCCAAGCAUUUCCAGCACCAAGCAAUAUAAAUAUUCCCUCAGAUCUACUGCGGGAGAUAUUGUCCCGCCUUGGACUGAAAGCCAACAUACAUGCUUCUCUUGUCUGCAAGACAUGGUUUCAAGUAGCUGUUUCUGUCAGGAAGUUACAGCCUCAUCCUUGGCUUUUUUAUCCACUAAAAGGAGAAGCAAACGGAGACUACAUUCUUUUAGAUCGGCAACGGUCUCAGGCAUACAAGCUUAAUUUUCCAGAUUUGAAGGGCCAUGGAUUCUCUUGUUCUAGGGAUGGUUGGUUGCUUGUGUCCACAAAUUUCCCCUCGUACUUGGUAUUUUUCUUUAACCCGUUUACCCGUGAGUACAUAUACUUACCCGAGGCUGCACCUACGUCAGGCUACUGCUUAACUUUCACAGCCGCUCCUACAUCAAGUAGUUGUUUGGUGAUCUCGCUUAACGAUAGAAGUAUCUGCUCAUAUAUUGAGAUUGCUACUUGGAGACCUGGCGAAACCCUAUGGACCACCCAUCGGUUUGAGAACUUGUUACCCGGUCGUAGAUGGAAGAGUUGUGUCUUCUCAAAUGGUGUGUUAUAUUGUCUCACUACUUUCAGCAACAUUGGGAUUUUCGACCCGUCUAAAGCAACCUGGAAUAUUCUACCAGUGGAACCCUGUCCCGCCUUUUUUCAGGUAGAUUUGGGUAGACGAGUGUUGAUGACGGAACAUGAAGGAGACAUAUCUGUUAUGCUUACAAGCCGCAACAAGAACCCAUUGAUGUUUAAACUAAACCUUAAACGCAAUGCAUGGGAAGAGAAGAGAGAGCUUGGUGGCUUGACAGUAUUUGCAGGCCACCCUACCUCCCUUACAAGAGCUGGUCUCUCGGUGGAGGAGAGGAACAAAAUAUACCCAUCACAUAAUGGGCAUCUCGGUGUGUACUAUUCCCUUGGUACAAUUAGCUCUCGUUUCCCUACGAGCAACUAUUUGUCUAACCGCAUUGCUUGGGUGGAUCCUCCUCACAACAAUUUUAAUUUGUGACUUCAUCUUUUAUGUUUAGUUUAAUAAAAAAAAUAUUUGAGGUUUUA
Messenger RNA from Brassica napus (rape), 1526 nucleotides. RefSeq names its product F-box/kelch-repeat protein At3g18720-like. Lineage: Eukaryota; Viridiplantae; Streptophyta; Magnoliopsida; Brassicales; Brassicaceae. The transcript has 2 exons. The coding region runs from base 400 to 1479 and encodes 359 amino acids. The record is from RefSeq and is a predicted model, not a curated record. Gene Ontology annotation, molecular function: protein binding.